Nerophis lumbriciformis (worm pipefish) is the source of this 1368-nucleotide messenger RNA. Lineage: Eukaryota; Metazoa; Chordata; Actinopteri; Syngnathiformes; Syngnathidae. The record is from RefSeq and is a predicted model, not a curated record.
UCAGAUGUGGUCAGGCUGUGAUCCCAGGGACGUGCGCUUCAACUACCAAACUUUGCCGCGCUUUGGGGAGCAAGGGCCGCCCGCCAUUGCUGCUCCCGACAUGUUCAACAUGCAGCCAAUGUACAUGAACAGUACUGCGGGAUACUACAACCACGGACAGCAGGUACCGUAUUGGUGGCCUGUGCAAAACUUUGUCCCGCCAGCAUCCGUCAGUUUUGCUGCGGCACCUCCACAAAUGAUUGGAGGCACAACAAUGAUGAUGCCUGGGGCGCCAAGUAUGGGUCCUGGUGUGUUCAUGAGAGAUGCUGACGACGAGGUGGAGCAGCAAUACAUAAAGAAGCCGCCCAACGCCUUUAUGGUUUUUGCAAGGAAGCAUCGCAAAGCCCUGAUGGGAAAACUGGACAAAAAAGACAGCGCGUCUGUCAACGUCAUCCUGGGAGAAAUGUGGAAUUCUCUACCACAGCAGGACCAAGCGAAAUAUUACGAGGAAGCCGAUGUGGAGAGGAGACGACAUGCACAGUUGUACCCCAACUGGUCAAUGUGUGACAACUAUGGCAAAAAGAGGAAGAGGAUGCGAGGAAAUGCUUCUGCCUCAGUUUCAGAUCUUGAAGCUCCUCAGCCCACAAGGAUGUGUAUGGCUCCCGUCCAGACCGGCUUGAUGGGUCCUGAACGAUACUCGACACAGGCCGAGUCCCAGUCUGUCAGCAACCUUGCGGGUUUGCAGCAGCCUAAAGCUAGCCUCUCUACCUUUAUGCACAACUUCCUCCCACCCGCUGCUCCCGCUUCAUCUGGGAUGGAAAUUUCCCAGCUUCUGAGCGGCGUCAAUUACCUGCCGGCUCCCCACGAUAAACUUCAGAGGCCACCGGCGGUCAACUCGUCCGAGCCUUGCUUGGAGGAAGAGCUCCACGUAAUCCUGGAUAGAUUCGAAGAAGAAUCCUCCACCACACAGACAGAGGAGUCGGUGGCGGAUCUGAUUUUGGAGGAGGAUCUUCAUAGUCUGCUGGAACGAUUCCAGAAGCCUUCGACCGCACAGUUCGGCACGGACAGGCUCCACUGCGUCUUUGAGGGCUUAGGGAUCACCACCACUGACACGGGUCAAUGUUGAGUUGCCGGGCCGAAUAGCGGAAGAGCCACUGAGCACAAGAAGUCAUCCUGGAGCAUUUAGAGUCCAACAGAUGUUUUAAUUGUUUCUGAAAUUCUCAGCGUUUACAACAAUUUAUUUUUUAUGCACCUGGACAAUAAUAUAUGAGCCUGAGCACUUUAUUUACGAUGGGAUCGCUUUCUUUUGGGAACGCACACAGUGGUCCUGCUGGACUAUCUGAACUUCAAGCCUGUGCAGAGCAGUUCUGUUUGUUUUUUUGUAACAUU